Molecule: messenger RNA, 2855 nt
Organism: Maniola jurtina (meadow brown)
Lineage: Eukaryota; Metazoa; Arthropoda; Insecta; Lepidoptera; Nymphalidae
Gene: Swt1
Product: transcriptional protein SWT1
Exons: 13
Coding region: 88-2622 (844 amino acids)
Cellular component (GO): nucleus
Molecular function (GO): protein binding
Source: RefSeq, a predicted model, not a curated record
AAUGUCAAAAUUAGAUCAACACAAGUUCUCUAUUUAUAUUUUACGAAAAAAAUCAGCCAAAGGGCGUAAGUUUUCCGGUUUUCCGUUAUGGAAUCACCUAAAAAGAAAGACCAAGAGCUACCCGAUGGAUGGAUUUUAUGCAAGUCCAAAUCAAUUCCGGGGAGAAACUAUUAUUUUAAUAGGAAAACCGGAAAAUCUUCAUGGACGCAACCACAGGAUGAUGACAAUUCUCAAAAAAAGACCUCAUGUAAUAAGGAGAAAAUAAUUAAUAAACAGGACAAGAGGAAGAGAGAGGAGACUACCAAGAAAGUUGCUAAACGAAAAAGCGAUGGCAAUGAAGAAAGUACAUCAAAGAAAAAGACCAAACAAGACACCACAGAUGCUUCGAGCAGUUACAUCAAUAAUAGUAACACCAGUAUAUCUGGUAAUAUCAGUAAAAUUAGUAACACAAGUAUUACUGGGAACACUAGUAUUACUGGGAACGAUAGUAGUACCAGUAACAAGGAAAGUCCGAUACAAAAUGCGAAAAAAAUGAAGUUUGAUACUCCUCAAAGCACCAGCACACCGAAAAUUCAAAAAGGCACUCCCAGAAAGUCUAUUCCAUCAAAAACUGUCACGAGAAGUAUCUCUAGUUCAGCGGAGAGCUCACGCAGACAAACUCCUGUAAGGAACUUAGCCAAUGCAAGACUAUCAAAUUUGAGAAGUAAGCAAAAUUCUGAAGCAAAGAAUGAAGAGAGUUUAGAAGUUUCGCCAGGUAAAAAUAAAACUAAUGAAAUAUCUCAAAAAUCUAAAUCGGAACGUAAGAGUCCGUUAAAUGACUCUAGGACUACACAGUCACCGAGCAGUGAUAGUUUACAGUCUAUCCCGUCACCAUCACAGUUCUUUGCAGCAAAUAAAAUAAUUUCGUCUAUGAAAGCUCAGUUACCUGAAGAAUACUGUAGUAAGGAAAAACCAAAGGACACUUUUGCUGAUAUAGAGAAAGGUAUAUGCAGUCAAACCCCAGAAUAUCCAUUUUCUAAACACCCCACUACCCCACCACAGUUUUCUGAAGCCAGUAAGCUAGUGUCAGCUAUCAAAUCCAAGUUAGCUUACAAAGUGUCAGCACCCAAAGAAAUAAAGACAUUCUCGUCAGCAAAAAACAGGAUGGACUCCUUGAGAAAUAGAUUGAGUUUUGAAACUGAAAAGGAAACUAGCAGUUUUUUAAAUAAUGGCAACGAAUUGGAUCCUAAUCAUGAUGAGGCUAUGGAGACAGAAGACAUUAGAGAGGUGAAACAAAUAAUGCCAUCAUUUCCGGUGGCACGGGAGAACAUCAGCAACACAGACAAUGUGAUACUAGUUGUUGAUACCAAUAUUUUUAUACACGAACUUGACUUUAUCAAGAAUGUACUCAACUCACACAUCAAAGGUUACAGUGAGCAGCCGACGCUGCUGGUGCCGUGGCGCGUGAUCAACGAGCUGGACCGCCUGAAAGACAACAACAACGGCAACGGCGCGCUGUGCAAACGAGCUAAGGCCGCCAUGGACUACCUCUAUAAGUCACUGCCUGAAAACAGCCGCAUCAAAGGUCAGUCGUUAAGGGACGCAAACUCCCACAUCUACCCGUGCGAGGUGCCGGACGAUGAGAUCCUGAACUGCAGUCUGCAGCAGAUGGAGAGGGGCAGAAACGUGAUCCUAGUGUCAAACGACAAGAACUUAUGCAACAAAGCCUCGAUCAAUGGCGUAAAACGAAUAGACGUCAAAGAACUGAAGAAGUUGGUAGAAAAUAAGCCACAGCCUAGCGACCCAGACCUUCUGGCCAGCGUCAAGCGGUACCAACAGACCAUAUACCAUCUAUUGGCCAACAUAUUGGAGAAUGAAAUGCGUGCGAAGUACGACAAUCUCUGGCAACACGUGCUAUUCAAAGCGCCGCCUUGGACGUUGGCCGACGUGCUCCAAUGUUUGCUCAAACAUUGGAUCGCGGUGUUCAACGAGGUAUUUCCACGCAUAGAGCAACUGAUAACUGACCUCAAGAAUAGUUUGACGACUAUUGAGAAGAAAAAUCCAAAUACGCUAACCCAAUCGGAAGUGGCGAAUUUCAAGGAGCUCUGUAUGGACGUGGCAAAACGAUGUCAGAUCAUACCGGAAUACAUGGAACUGGCGAAGGCGACAGUCGAGCGACUCUUGCGCAACGGCAAUGAGGUGGAUGGUACUGAUGCGGUGGUGGACGCUUUUGAGGGACUUUGGACCGUUUUCUCUAGCUAUUGUGCCAAGCUGUGCAACGCGCUGGGCGUGUGCCACAGCAUAGAGGACAAGCUGUCGGGCACAGAGCCUCUCGCCGUGCUCACCAGCAAGUGGACACUCUUCAGUGGACAUGUCAACGAUCUCACGCUAGCUAUCAACAGCGUGCUAUGUACCGAUAGUGCAGAGAGUAUAGACGAUCGAGUUGGCAGGUUAGAGGGCGCGUUCAGAGACGCGCUGUCCGCUAUUUGUAUGACCAACAACGUCACGCGGGAAGAGCUGCAGUCGUUUUGCAUCAAAUGCAGUAACAUGUUACAGGAAGCCCACAGCAAGUUCUCCCAGCUGUCGGAAAUCCUGAACGUAUGUAAACAUAAGUUAUCUAGUGAUAGUUAUACUAUGAAUUAGUUGCGCUGUACCGUCACAGUCAAUACACUUCCCACUUCUAUGAUCAUUCCACUAAAGCUGUUCGCACACUAACGCAAGCCGCACGCGCCGCAUACAACGCAAUAGGGUUUUGGACUGUAGUAAAAUAAUGUGAUGUUUUGUAUAGCGGUUUCGGGCUAGAAUUCAUUAUUUAAUCGACUUAAAAAAUGAAGUUCUGUAUUCGAUCCUUUGGUAUGAUUUUUGUUCCUGAUUUC